AUGGGGCCUCCCUAUCAGAAGAUGACUGCCGUCCUCGGCGAGGUGCCUACGCCUCAUGUGGAUGUUCCCAUCGACGCCGUGUUCAUUGGGCUCUUUGUUGUGGGUGCAGCGUCCCAUAUGACUCUUUUCCGACUGAACUUGCGACGCGGUCAUAAAUUCAUCCCUUCUGCAGCUACCUUUGGCUUCUGCAUGACCCGCAUCACGGCGAACGCGCUGCGCAUCGCAUGGGCGUAUCACCCGUCGAAUGUGCCCCUCAGCAUUGCAGCGCAAAUAUUCGUGGCGGCCGGGGUAGUGAUCCUCUUCAUCCUCAACUUGCUCUACGCACAGCGGAUACUACGCGCACUCCAUCCGACGGUGGGCUGGUCCAGGUUUCUCUCCACCACCAUGAAGCUGACAUACCUAUUGAUAAUCCUGACCUUGGUUGCCGUCAUCACCGCGACCGUCCAGAGCUUCUAUACCCUCAACCGCCAUACGGGGCGUAUUGAUCUAGACCUCCUCCGAUACGGGACUACCUACUUUGCCUUUGUCGCAACACUGCCCCUGUUCAUCAUGGCUUACGUGGGCCCCCGAUCACGCCACCCACACGAAAAGAUGCAGCCGUUUGGCCGCGGUGGAAUCGCCGCCAAGAUGGGGAUCGUUACGGCUGCCGCGAUGCUCCUCUCGUUAGGGGCCUGGUUCCGGGCAGCCACUAUCUAUCUGGCUCCGCACUCGGUGGCGUCACCUGCCUGGUACCAGACAAGACCAUGCUUCUAUGUGUUUAACUUCACCGUUGAGAUUAUCGUGGUCUAUAUCUUCCUUCUCACUCGGGUGGACCGUCGCUUCCACGUGCCCGAUGGUAGUUCCAAGCUUCGCCAAUACACGGUCAAUGCUUAG
This is a messenger RNA of Aspergillus ochraceoroseus IBT 24754, 873 nucleotides long. RefSeq lists its product as uncharacterized. The transcript has a single exon. The record is from RefSeq and is a predicted model, not a curated record. Lineage: Eukaryota; Fungi; Ascomycota; Eurotiomycetes; Eurotiales; Aspergillaceae. The coding region runs from base 1 to 873 and encodes 290 amino acids.